AUGGCUACUCCAGCGUCUCCUCGGCCCGGCUGGGCUCCCUCUACCGCAGCAUUGCCAUCUGAUCUUGAACCUCCGUCAGCCUUCCCCCAGGAUGCCUUCCCUCGCCUCUCCGUGCCGACGCCGACGCGGCUGAUGCUGGGAACGAUAUCGUCAGCCCUCGUCGGCUUCUCCCUGGGGGCCACGCAGGGUGGGCAGAUGGCGCAGCUGCGGUUCCGGGCCGAGCACGCCCACAAGAUGCCAGACACGACGACCGGGUGGUAUUUCUACCACAAGAGCAAGAAUUACCACGCCAUGCAGGGCGGCAUACGCGAGGGCUUCCGCAUGGGUCUCAAGACGGGCCUCUGGAGCAUGAUGGCCCUGUCCCUCGAGAGCACGGUUGAUCGAUAUCGCGGGGCGAGCGACAUGUUUUCCACCACGAUAGCCACCCUGACCGUGGCUGGCGCGUUUUCUCUCUGGCCGCCGAUGUUCGGCCUCUCGCGUCUAGAUCGCUUGUCAUUCACAACGGCCGCCCGGACCGCCAGGUACGGGCUCAUGUUUGGACUCGUCUACGGUGGCAUCCAGGACCUCGUCGGCUUAGCCCGAGGGAGACCGAUCGGAUACGUCGAGUUCCUGCGGCGCCGUGGUGGUGGACGUUCUAGUCAGUCCCACAGCGAUCACGAGGACGACCAACCAGCAUCGUGA
Molecule: messenger RNA, 681 nt
Organism: Fusarium keratoplasticum
Lineage: Eukaryota; Fungi; Ascomycota; Sordariomycetes; Hypocreales; Nectriaceae
Exons: 2
Coding region: 1-681 (226 amino acids)
Source: RefSeq, a predicted model, not a curated record